Messenger RNA from Sphenostylis stenocarpa, 1215 nucleotides. NCBI's taxonomy places the organism in Eukaryota, Viridiplantae, Streptophyta, Magnoliopsida, Fabales, Fabaceae. The record is from the annotation of a GenBank genome assembly.
AUGACCUCCAAUGGUGACGACUACAUUGGCAGUGAGAGCUGCAAUAUUGACCUCCAGAACGAUUUUGUCCUCCGUCACUGUGAGUUAUCCAAAAUAAACACUGCUUUUGGUUCCAAGAACGGUACCAAAAGAAAGGAAAAAAGAGAGUUACCACCUCCUAUACCUCAAAUGGAAUUCGUGUUGCGGAGAUACUACACCAGUGAUGGAAGAUUGAUCUUACGAGAAGAAAAGGUGAAGCAUCACGAGUGCUUUCAAAUGCACAGAGCCAAUGGUCGUCUCACAAUGCACCUUGUUCACCUCGAUCAUGAAGCAAAGGAGAAAGAAGAUGAAACAGCACGUACUUCACUUGAGACUACGGAUCCAAAUGACCUUCAUAUCCUCCCAACUCCUGUGGGGACCACUCUCUUUCUCACUCUCCACAGAAAGGCCAAACUAUCGUUCCGCUCCAAAAAUACUCCAAAACGAUACCGUACAGCCGAAGCAGGGCUCAAAACCCUAUUUCACUCCGAGUUUAAACCGCCGCUGAGAGUUGUACAUCGCUGCACACCCGAGAAAGCCGCGGAAUCAGAACUGUCGUCACCACCUCCUCCGCCGCUAUCAUGGAUGUGGUCACCGUCCUCGCCGGCGUUCCGAAUGAUCAUGAUGGGAGACGUGAUUGGAACGGAGAGCGGGGACUGCAUGAUAGCCUACGUAGAGGAAUUGAGAGCAGAACCUGAAUCUCCGAAGGUGAUGAUCAGGUGCAGAGAGAGGAGAGAGAAACGGAAGAGGCAGUUUCCACCGCCGUUAACGUUGAUGAGAGAAACAUCAGAAAUGUCAUUGACUUUCAAGAGGGAAUAUAACGGCGACGGAAGGUUAACCGUAACGGCGGAGAGAGUGAGAAGAGGUCACGAGCAGUGCAUUAUGGAAGUUCGUAAAGUAAAUGAAAGAGUGACGAUGUGGUUGGUCCGUGAAGACGGUGUUGACGAAGACGACGACGUGGAAAUGAGAUUUAACGAAGGGUUGGAGAGUGAAGAGGAAGAGUGUGGUUUUGAGUUUGAGGAAGAGAUGGGCAAGGAAGGUGAGCGAUGUGGGGAUUUGCGUGAGUGCGUCAGCGUCACUUGCGAUGCUUCUUGGCCUGGUGGGUUGCUUCGGCUUCACCAUUCGGACUCUUUCCCUGACCUCUACUUGGGCCGGGCCGCUUCUGCUCCAAUAAGGCCCAUGACUCCUGUCAUGUGA